AUGGCUGCAUCACUAAGGGAAGCUUCUGCCAAUCUGGAAGUUAUGGAGGCCAGUGAUGAGGACAUAGCCCUACAAAAGAAGAUGACAAUGCAAUGCAGCUUGGUGAAGAAUGAAGGAAAGAAGAAAUCUAAAUUUAAAGCCUUUAAGAAUUUUUUUGGCAAGAAGAAGAGAAAAGAGCCUGAAGGUAUCCAGAGAAGCAGCAGCAGCUUGAAACCAAGCUCAUCCAACAGCAGCAUCAACAACUCUUCCCUGAAUCUGGUUCAGGAAGAUCAACAACCUACAUUUAGGGUCAGGAGAAGCAUGAACAAAUCCCUGUCCCAUGAAAGCAUCUUCAGGUCGAAGUCUGAGCUUAAAAGCCCAGAACGUAAAAUAUACCCCUCUCCAGAGCCCCAGAGUGGCAGAUCUCUGAAGAGAGCUCAUAUUUCCAGAACUCUGUCUGUCACUAGUAGUGUGCAUAGACCUGUUUCUGGAACUCUGCUUGGAGUUAUACCCCAUUACGUGCACAGAAGUGGAAUCUGGAUUGGAGGCUCCAAGAUCACUGAGAUUCCACCACUGCGCUCAUGCCAGUCCAUCAACCCAACCCUGAUACGAUCUGACACAAUCCCUAAGGACUUUGAAGAAAUCUCUGCUGCUGCUGAGUCACCUAAGACCCCACAAAAGGCUUUUCCACCGAUGUUGACAAUGAAGAGCUCCUUUGAGCCCUCAUCUAUACCCAUGCGUGCACAGUCCUUGACAACAUUUGCCACGCUCACCUCUCCCAGCAGUCCCCAGCUAUCCGUUAGUUUCAGCACCCCACCUACCACCCAGGGCUGUUUGGAUUCUUCAGCUGCUCGACACAAGAUGGCUUUAAACCCCCGAAAACAAAAGAAGUACCUUCAAGCUACUAUGAAGCCAAAGCAGGAGGAGCCAGGCCUCCCACUGGUUUCUGAAGAGAAAACCAAACCAAAAGCAGUUACCCAAAAGAAGCUCAAAGACAGUGCAGGUCCCUCAAGUCAGGAACAGAGCAUCAAAACUGAGAUUUAUAACACAACAGACCAGGCUGCAAAUGCAGAUGCUGUUGAGAGUCUGGGCUACUCAUGGCCAGCAGCAUAUGGAAGACGGUGUGGAAAAAAAGAAUCAAGUGCUUCAGAAAAGAAUGAGUGUGGAUCCAAAGAAUGGAGCUUUAUACAACCUAGUCGAGGGUCUGGCUUAGGUAAUAGAGCUGGGUACUCAUCUGCUGACAAGAUUGCCAGGAAUAACCCUUUCUGGCGCUUUUCCUUGGAGAGAAAAGUCAUGAAGCAGCACAGAGCUCCACAAGUAGAAACCACUACUCCUCACGAGUUGCUUUCAGAUGAAAAUGACAUGAGAAGGAGAAUGGCUAGUUUAGAUUUUAAAACAAGAAAAGCAUCGUUAUCAUAUCUCAGACCUAAAGACAUGAAAGAGUCCAUGGCUAUUGGUCCAUCACAAUACCACGAAGAUGGAACUAAGAAGUCAGAAGCCAUAACUUCUCUUUCAUCAGUGGUGGAAAACCCUUAUUCAAGCCAAGAAGUUAUCAUGUUUUCAGUGACAGAGAAGGCUCAGGUGCAUAUGGAUCCUUCUCAUAUUCAGUCAGAAGAGGAUGCUUCCAGCUUUGAUUCAAAAAAUGACCAAUUUGAAAUGAAGUCAGCUCAAGAUAACUCAACUAUCUGCAAAGAAACACCUUCUGGAAAUGUCAUCCAGGCCUUUCCAGCAAGUGUUUUGGAUAUGGCAAGUGCUUUUCCAGAGGGAGGAAUUUCUGUAAAGAGGCUGCCUCCCAGAAGCCUUUCCCAAUCUUUGGGGAAGCCGGAAGCUGAAGGAGUCUCCUCAGAUUCAGACGCUAUUUCAGGGGUGGAAAGUGGUUCUGAUCAGCAGCUGGCUCCUGGAUAUGUUUUCCAGUCUUCAAGGAAGCCCAAAGAUGAAGAAUUAGUCUCAGAUUCAGAGAGUGCUUCUUCAGAGGAGGGCAAUGGUUCUGAACAGAAGCUGGAUCCCGAAUAUUCUUUCCAGUCCAUGAUGAAGUCCAAAGAUGAUCAAGAAACCUUCCCAGAUUUUAACAGUUUUCUUGGGAACUUAUGCAGUUCUCAUGAGCAGCUGGCUCCCAGAUGUGCUUCCCAGGCUUUGGAGGAGCCUGAAGACAAAGUGCCCACAAAAUCAAAUAGGAAUUCUGAAAAAUACAGUAAUCCUAAUGAUUGGAGCAGUUCUGAGGAAAAUAUGCCUCCCAGACAUCCUUCCCCAGCCUUGGGGACACCCACAGCCCAACAGGAAAUCUCAGUUUCAAAGAAUACACUUGAGGAGUUGGUUGUAUCUGUGGAGCAGACUCCUCCCAGACACCUUCCUCAGCCCUCUGUAAAGCCAUCUGUUCAGCAGCAACUCUCCUCAGGUUCAGCAAAUGCUUUUUCAGAAUGGGUGUCAACGCCUCCCAUGAACUUUUUCCAUCCCUGGCUGAGCCCUAAAUCUGAGGAAGAAGCCUCUGCAGGUCAAGAAAAUAUUGCUCCUGAGUGGGGCAUUUUUAUGGAGCCGCUGCCUCCCCGAGUGCAUUCAAGGCGCCUGAUGAAGCGUAAAGUUGAGCAACCAAUCUCCCCAGGGUCAGAAAUUGCUACUAUUGAAGGGAUCAUGUCUACAGAGCUGAAGCCUUCAAGAAAUAAUUCUCAGCCCCCAGUGAAACCAAUUGCUGAACAAGAAAUCUCUGCAGGUCCAGAGAGCACAGCUGUUAAGGGGAGCAUUUCUAUGGAGCCCCCUUCUCCUAACGUUUUUGCCCAGCCCAUGAUGAACCCAAAAGUUGAACAAAAUGUGUUCUUAGGUUCAGAGGGUGCUGAUAAGGUCCUUUUAGUGGAGAUAACACUCCCUGAAUGCUCAACAAAUCCUCAAGACCAGCAUGUCUUCUCAGAGAACACUGCUGGUAAUAAGGACAUGUUUGUGGAACCCCUGCCUCCAGACUACCCUGUCCAGACAUUGGCGAAGCUUAACUUCCAGCCACAGACUAUUUCCAGCGACCCAGGGAGUGCUUUCACAGAAUGGAGCUAUCCUGUGGAGCUGAUGCCUCCCAGACACACAAUGGGCUCCUGGGUGAGCACCAGCUUUGAACAACCCUCUGCAAGUCCAGAGAGCACUGCUGUGGAGUGGGGAAACCCUACAGAGCCACUGCUUCCCAAAAUGCCUUCUCAGUCCCUAAGGAGACCAGUUGCUGAGCAAGAAGUCUUCUCAGGUUCGAUGAGCGCUUCUGAAGAAUGGAGUGAUCUUGUGCAGCUGACGUCUUCUCUAUACACUUUACAGCACUGGGUGAGCCCUAAAUUUGAGCAACAAACCUAUGCAGGUCCAGAGCCUUCACAGUGUUGCAUGAAAUCAGUAGGUCCAAAGAGUGUUGCCAUUGAGGGGGACACUUCUACAGAGAUGCUGCCUCCCAGACAUUGGUCCAUUGUGAGACAUAAAAUCCAGAAAAUGAUGCCAACUUCUGAGAAUGCUGCUGUUGGGUGCAUUUCUGAGAGCCCACUGCCUAUCGAAUAUCCCACCCACUUCUCAACGCCUAGCAUUCAAGAAAUAUCCUUACAUCCAGAGAACACUGCUGUUGAAGGAGGCAUGUCUAAGAAAUCGCUACAUCCCAAGUGUCCUCAGUCAUUUGUGAAAUUUAUGGCACAUCAUGUCUUUUCAGAGAGCCCUAAUAUGGAGGAUCAGGUUUAUGUGGAUCCUCUGUCUUCUAAUCAACCUUCCAAAUAUUUGUUGAAGCCUACAGUUGAGCACCAAGUUUUCUCAGGUUGUGAGUGUGCUGAUAUCGAGGGAGGCAUUUCUUCAAAGCUGGUGCCUACAAAAUGCCCUUUACAGUCUUUGGGGAGGCUUGAAGACCCACAAGGAGUUUUCUCAUAUUCAGAAAAUGCUCCUGUUAAGUGUAGCUAUCCCCAAGAGCAGCUGCUUCCUGGAUACCUUUCCCAGGCAUGGGGGAAGCUUAAGUAUGAGCAAGAAGUCUCCACAGUUUCUGAGAGCUCUUUUAAAGAAUGGGAGAGUUCUGAAGAGCAGUUGCCUUCCAGAUGCCCUAUCCAAGCUGAGGAUGGGGCUGAAUUCCAGCCACAGGUGUCCUCAUCAGGCUCAGUCAGUGUACCUGUAGAGAGGAGCAGUGCUGAGAAUCAGCUGCCUCCCAGACACCCUUUUCAGGCUUUUGCAGACCCUCAAUAUAAGCAACAAGUUUAUUCAAGUUCCAUGAGUACUGCUGCCAAGGGAAUCAUUUUUGAGAGCAAUCCUAGCAGCCAGGCCCUCCCAAGAGGUCCGGCUUCUCCAAGCAAAACUAGGGAACACAGCCAAGACUCUGAAGACCUCUUUAAGAACAUUUCGACUCCUGCUACCAAAUCUGUGAAGUUCGCCCUUGCUCCUGCCUGGCCACUAUCCACUUCUGGGGAUACUUACACUCAGGAGGAUGUUCUUGAGAGUAGUGAUCAAAAUAACGACUAUUCAAAUUUAUCCACCAGUGAGGCUGAUGUUGAAAACCUCUUUGGAGUUCGACUGAAGAGAAUCCCUUCCUCAGAGAAGUACAAGAUUGAGGAACAAAACCAUUCUACCAAGCUUCCUUCACUCUCCUUAGGCCCAGUUUCAUCUUACACAGACAGAGAACCACAAAUCAUAAGUGCUUCCCAGGGGCUCCUGGGCAUCUCCAAGAACCUUACCACAACAUCUGACAUUGCAGAGAAGCAACAGAGCAAGCCCAAAUCUGCCAGCAUGCUCAAGAAGAAACCUGAUUACAAGAUCCCAGGAAAGGCUCCUGGUAAACUAUCAGGUUAUGCCACCUUAGACCCAUCUUGGAUAACCAUGGUCAAGCAGAAGCAGAAGAAUUCCCCAACCCAGGUUCCUACGAAAGAGCUGAAAACCAAGAAUAGAGAUGGAGCAAAGGUUGGCACUAAGGUGCCUAGAUAUGAGGGAGAUGACCUUGCAAAACAAAGCCAACAAAGAGAGAUUUCCACUUCCGAUGUCAAUAGACAGGAGAAGAAGGCACAGAUGAAGCUACCUGACUCUACCAAAGCAGUUCCAGUAGGAUAUGGAAAUGAGAAGAUAAUUCAAGUGCUCGCCAUGAAAAAAGAAACCAGAAAACCUUCAGCUCACCCAGCCAUGUUCCAAGAGCCAGAUGAGCCAAUCUGGUUCUCCAUGGCCAAGAAGAAAGCCAAAGCAUGGAGCCAUAUAACAGAAACCAUGCAAUAA
This is a messenger RNA of Myotis lucifugus (little brown bat), 5175 nucleotides long. RefSeq names its product KIAA1210 ortholog. The record is from RefSeq and is a predicted model, not a curated record. The transcript has 12 exons. NCBI's taxonomy places the organism in Eukaryota, Metazoa, Chordata, Mammalia, Chiroptera, Vespertilionidae. The coding region runs from base 1 to 5175 and encodes 1724 amino acids.